AUUUUCUGCAUAUUGUCAGAGUUCGCUGGCGACAUGGCUUGAUUGAUUCUUGUAAGGUAUUCUUUGUAUUUGCGUUCGUUAGUGUGAUGUCUGUCUCUGUCGCUUUGCUCAUUUCGCUGUUGUUUCCUUCAACUUCAUCUCAUACUACUUCAUUCCAGCUUCAGUCUUUCGGGAGCCUUGACAUAUUCAUCUUUCUAUUCUGCUAUCUGCUCUGGAGUAGAAGUCACACCGUCCAUUGCUCUUAUCUUUCUAGUCUCUAAUCUCAAUAUCAUUGCCACCGAGGGUCUCCAUCGACUCUAUUCUACUCACGGAGUGACACUCCAUUCUCCAGCCAGAUGACAAGGACUCAUCCGCCUACGUUCUUGCUUGCCAACAUGCUGCUCUUUCUCCUGCUGAUAUUGAGUCCUGCCCUAGCAGGGAAGCUGCUGACCGGGACGUCGGUACCUGCUCAUGACGCAUCUGCAGAAAUUGAUCUGGUAUCCUUCCUACAGUCGAAGACGCAACAGCAUGAUGCUAUCUUUACCGAAGCGGUGCAGCUACUUGAAUCUAUGAAGUCGUCGCCUUCCUGCAACCGGAUUGCAGCUUCAAGGCUCGUCGCAUCUUGUCAAUCGAUAGGGGGAACGACUGAUCAUACAGAACCAAGUACAUAUCUUGCAUUGGAACAUGUUCGCUCUCUGUACGCGGCACGACUUGCAGUAUGUGAACUCGACGGAGCGGGAGCAUCAAUUCCUCCUCCAUGUCUUCCAGUUACUCUUGAGGCCCCGCGGAAGAAAGGAUUCUUUGGGUUUUCCUCCAAUCAUAAAUCCACGACCACCACAGCCGACUCUAUGCCGACUGAGAUUCUAGAAUCAUGCUUACGGUCACUGGAAUCUCGACCACAGUGGUGGACAUCGUAUAGUAAUAGUAGACAGAAUGCCAUGGUAAUAUGUCAAGCAACGCGACUUGAGACGGAGAAGGAGGAGCUUCUUGAGCUUCAUCGCUCAAUAGUCGAAAGCUCAAUCAAGCUUAGCCAUGGGCUCAAAGAGGCACUUCAGAUGGCCUCUGCAGAGACUUCCCAGCGUCAAGCCUUCAUGGAGGCGACAGCAGCUUUGCAGGCGAAGCUGACACAAGACCUGGAAGCAACUGAGACUGGCUUCAGAGCUCUUCUGGGCAACUUAAAGGAAGGUAUCGAGUUUGCCGUCGAUUCUGUAGUUACAACUGCGACCUCAGCCCUUGCAAGGGUACAUAAUGAUGCAGCAACCCUCGAGAAGGACAUUCGAAAUGCUACCAAUGAAGUCAACUACCUGCGACAAAUGCUGCAUGCUGUUUAUGAUGAAGCUCUGACCAGAGAAGCACAGAGUGUGCAUGCUCACGAGCAGAAUGUUGAAAAACAGAAUGAGCUUGCGCUCUCAAUUCAGUCUAGGCUCGAGUCACUUGUGCACGGCGAUGUGGCCAGUCUCUUUCAGAAUGUCGAAACGUUUGACGCUUCGCUAUCAUGGCUCUCAGAGAGGCUAGGACUCAUUCUACAACAGGAGCUGAGCUUGUCCGAGCAACUGCGAAAUUUCGAGGCAUCUCUUGAAAAUUCGCAAUUGAAGGCUGAAGCUAUACGUACAGCUCAGCUGCAACAGUUCGAUGCGCUUGAAGCGCAAUAUAGAUUACAGCAACAUAUGGAAACCAACUUCCAAAUUUCGCAAGCGCUUCUUGAUAAGGCAACUGCGACUGCUGCGAACCUACAAGCAAUGAUCGACGAAACGACGACCAGAUAUCGAGAUUCCCCAAUCUUAGGGAAUGUUAUCGGACCAUACUCUGCAUGGACAGUGUGUGGUAUUCUUCUCAGCUUUAUAGGCGCGUACAAUCCAAAAUUGGCUCUGCCAGCCCUUUUGAUCGGUGCCGUUCACCUUACGAUGACGAGAUUCUACCACGGCGUUCUAUUUUAGCUCUCGUCUUCAACAACCUUUCGUAUUCUUCGCUACUUGCAUUAUUUAGUCCACAUAUCUAUGUCGUCGUUUCGAUUUUACUAGGAACGGGCUUGAGCGAAUGGGGAGUUUCAUGGGCUUAUUAUUUCCGUCGUUAUACCAGAUUACUUUGAGGGUGGAGGGAAUGGGCGUUGAUAGUUAAGUGAUAGUUAGGUGACCGAAGG
Aspergillus novofumigatus IBT 16806 is the source of this 2119-nucleotide messenger RNA. RefSeq names its product putative nuclear membrane fusion protein Kar5. The coding region runs from base 336 to 1916 and encodes 526 amino acids. The transcript has 6 exons. Lineage: Eukaryota; Fungi; Ascomycota; Eurotiomycetes; Eurotiales; Aspergillaceae. The record is from RefSeq and is a predicted model, not a curated record. Gene Ontology annotation, cellular component: endoplasmic reticulum membrane. Gene Ontology annotation, biological process: karyogamy involved in conjugation with cellular fusion; nuclear membrane fusion involved in karyogamy.